AUGCAGAACUCACCCGACCUUGAGCCUUACAACAGCGAAGGCCAAAUUUCUCCCUACAUCCCCAUCUCAAACCCCAAUUCCCAAAACCGUUACACCCACCCUCAUCAUACAGAUAUUGCUACUCCGCUUGAACCCUUCCGGGUCACCUCUCACGGAUCAAAUAAUGGAUCUUCCGUGGCGUCUUUACCCGCCCAUUUCAUUUUUCAUGCUUCCUCUCCCCCUCUACACACCCCACAUCCGGUCAGAAACUUCUCCAAUCCUACAAGUACCACAAUCAAUCUACCCAACCUUCCACCAAUUCCCUCUAGUAAAGAAACCCAAUCUUCUGUCUCCAAAGCUUGGGCACCUCCAGCCAAAAAACCAGCUGCUCGCAAACCCCGCAAGGCACCUUCUACCGCGAUUGCUCCAAGCAGUGUUACCAACACUCCAUCCGUCUGCCAACUUUCUCCAAGUGCCCCCAUUAAACGCACUCCGACUCAACCUUCUCCAAGUCGCAAAAGGAUGACAACCUCGGACAGUCGUUCUGCUCAACCUCAAUCAAAAGAAACACUAAUGCAGAUGACUGAAGCCAAACUUGCAUUACAAGCUCAGGAAUCAUCGAAAGGGGCCAUGUCUGAUGCCGAUCGUCAAUUCUUUGCUCGCUUUUACUCCCAGCAACGCAAAGAGCUCAUCAUUCAAGCGAUCGAGCGGGAGGUAUCUAUGUUGAUGGUGGAUGGCUACUUGGGAAAGCGAAUGAUUAUUAAGAAGCCAAACUGCUUCAACGAAUUUAUGAAGACUCCGCAAGCCAGAUCUGUGUUCCGCGGCCCCCAUAAGGGUGUUAAGGAUAAGACAGUCAUGGGCGGCGUUGCAAGUCGUUGGCACGCACUCACUCCGGAAGAGCAAGAGAAAUUCCGGAAGGCUGCUCGAUCCAAACCUUUGCCUGAUGCAGACGAUGACAACCCAGAUGAUGGUUCUGAAUCCAAUACCGAUGAAGAUGACAAGCAACCUAUCUCUACCGCCCUCAAAUCUGGAAUUUGUCGGACAAUCUCCUUCAAACGGGCGUCCGAACAGGUGGCUAACUUCAUGGAUUUAUGGGUUAAACAGGCGGUCCACAUUGCCAAAACGUGCAACUGCGAGAUGGUAUUUUUCGCCGUCUCCAGGCACUUAGGACUUCAUUCGUUCCAGUACACCCAAAGUACCCACGGUGCGAGUGCCUUUGUGGCAGCCGCGCAAAACAUGGAUGGUUUGAGGCACUAUCCUGCGCGGAUGCAAGGCUACCUUGCUGGCUAUAAACUUGCAGACCUGGCCGCUUUAGCAGAAGGAAAAAAGACGAAAAACAAAGCCGUGUCGGCAGUGGCUCGCAUGUCUACAUUAGUUGCUGAAAAAACCAACGGUGCCUUGACUCAAUGGCCUUGGACAAAUACCGAUGAGGUACUUGCCGAAGUAAAGUACCGUGUAGUCCUCCUUCCGGGUGGAAAGACACAGCUCAAAUGGAUCAAGUCGCCGAGUCGAGACCUCCAUGUAAAACCUCAAGCUGUUCUACUGAACGACCUCGAAAACAACCUCAUCAAUGUUGUGCAUGAUCCAACCAUGCCCGAUCCGGUCAAAUCUCCAAAAUUCACCAAAAGAAUCACCGAGAAAAAACAGCCUCCCAAACAUGCUUCCAAGGGCCGUUUUCGUAAACGGAUUCCCUCUACCAGUUCCACCGCUUCACUCGACUCCGAACAGAUCGCCACAACACCAUCUGCAAGUGAGAAUAGCAAAACUGGGCAGCAAGAAGGUAGUGGUGCUUCUGAAAAUGGUACCGACUUGGGUGAUAUAUAA
Puccinia triticina is the source of this 1803-nucleotide messenger RNA. RefSeq lists its product as uncharacterized. The transcript has 8 exons. The record is from RefSeq and is a predicted model, not a curated record. Lineage: Eukaryota; Fungi; Basidiomycota; Pucciniomycetes; Pucciniales; Pucciniaceae. The coding region runs from base 1 to 1803 and encodes 600 amino acids.